AUGAGCCAUUUUGUGACACUUCAGGUUCUUGAUGUCAAACUUCAGACAACAGAAAUGGAGACCCUGGAUCUGCUGAGGAACUGUUUGGUGUGCAGAUGGGACCUGCAGAGGAGAAACCCCAGAAUGCUACCUUGUCUUCAUUCCUUCUGUAAGGACUGUCUUCCAUAUUUGAUUCAAGGAUAUAGCUAUGUUCCCGCUGAGUAUGAAGUUAUGUAUGAAGGUAUCCUUUCCUGCCCUGUGUGCAAACAGACCUGCUUUGCAAAAGAUGUAGUUGAAAAUUUUUUUCUCAAGGACGUUCCCACUAGAAAUUCAGCUAUGGCAAAGAGUUGCUCCACGUGUAAAGAGAAGAGACCUGCUCACAGUCUCUGUACAAGCUGCAAUAAGUGGCUGUGCAGUUCAUGUACAGAGGAACACAGACAUAGCAAGGAAAGUGGAGACUGCUUCCUGCCUGUGUCCAUGAAGGGCUGUUCAGCAACUGAAGAUGAAACGAGUGAGUUUUCCUUAUUUUGUCCAAUGCAUACUCAAGAGCCGCUCAAGCUAUUCUGUGAGACCUGUGAUACCCUUACGUGUCGCAGCUGCCUUCUGACAGAGCAUAAUGAACACAGGUUCAGACACCUUGACGACGCUCUGCAAAAUCAGAGAGUUAUACUGGAGAAUGUCAUAGCUAAAGUGGAAGAGAAAAAAAAUGGUAUUCAGGUUUCAACAAAACAAAUUGAAGACAGGUUACUUGAAGUAAAACACUUAUACAAAAAAGUUGAGAAUCAAAUCAAAAUGGCCAAGAUGGUUUUGAUGAAUGAAAUCAAUAAACGGACAAACAUCCUUCUUGAACAACUUGAAAGAAUCACCAGUGAAAGGAAGCAGAAAUUGGAACAACAGCUGCAAGGUGUUGCGGUUUUAAGUAGACAGGUUGAACAUGUGCAGAACUUCAUCAGCUGGGCAGUAUGCAGUAAAAACAGCAUCCCAUUUCUCUUCAGUAAAGAGUUGAUUGUAUUUCAGAUACAGCGCUUAUUAGAGACAAACUGUAACACAGAUAUUGACCCUCCCCUGAAGUUCAGAUUUACUUGGGAUCCCUCCUAUUGGACUAAACAACUGUCCAAUUUAGGAGGUUUCACUAUGGAAGGUGGACACAUUUCUCAUUCAGAUGUGCUACAGUGUGGAAAUGUGCAAGGGUUACACACCCAUGAUACCACAAGGUAUCAUGGGCACCAUUCACCAGCAUCACAGCUAGAGCCUGCGAAUAGCCAGCCACAUCAGUUGCCACCUCCAGUUCAGUGUCCUACACCUGUGUGUUGCUCACAUUGCCUCAGUGUACCUCACCUGAACAAAGCUCAGCCUUCUCACCAAAACAUGAACCAUCAUCAGAAUUUUCGACAGCCUCCUGAGCCUCAUAAGCAGCAUUUUCCAUUGCAGUACAACAUACAGCAACAUGAGAAAGAGCAAAGGGGCACCCCCCAGCCUCUGAAACUAACACAGUCUGAACUGGAGCAGCAAUCUCUGUCAGAGCCAGAGAGUGUGUCUGGGAGGACUGGAAAGCAUUUACUAGCCCAGCAGCUGCAGCAGACUGCAUCUCCUGGUUAUGCUGUUGCAUUGCAUGAGGCUCAGCAAGUUUACACAAGCCAUCAGCAGCCACUGUGCACACAGGCUCCUUUGCAGACUCCAACUGUGCAAGUGCAACUUGGCCAUCUCCAGAAGAUAAAGCCUAACCACUUGCAGCAACCACAGCAGCAGCCGUCAGCAUCACCUCCACCAGGUCAGAAUGAGAAUACCCACAAACAAGUCAUCCAACAGAGUCUCGACAUAAUGCACCAUCAGUUUGAACUGGAAGAGAUGAAAAAGGAUCUGGAGCGUCUUCUUCAGGCUCAAGGACAGCCCAGCUUGCAGCUGAACCAAGCUAAACCGUCUCAGCAUGUUCAACAGACCAUAGUUGGUCAGAUAAACUAUAUAGUGAGGCAGCCAGCUUCUCUUCAGCAGCAAACCCAAGGUGAAGUACAGAUCUGUGAGAGUUCUACUGAACUAGAUGCCCAGAAGCCUGUAAUUCCUCUUGACAGAAGUGAUAAUCCCUCCCUGUCACAGGCAUUGGAUGAAGGAACCAACAUCAGCAGUCACUCUGAGAGCACAUUGCAACAGUCAGCUUUCCAUCCAGUGAGGAAGCAUUCAUCUUCGUUAAACGUUGUGGACUUUUCAGACAGUUUAGAAAUGGAAUUACCUUCAACAAGGUUAUCUAGGUCAGCUGAUCCACAGAUGCAAGGUGCAGCAGCUGUAACACGCAGCCCGUCCCAGAACACUCUUCGUGACUGUAAUACACCAGCAGUCUCGGUGCCCAGCUACAGCUUGGCCUUGGGCCGAGCUCCAGGUGACUUGAGCCCUAGGGCAACUGCCAGCCUUGUACCAGGUGAUAAACUCCAGGCCAAUGCUAAGUGCAAGCUGGAAAAUGAAGAUUUCCAUACUGUGAAUCAUCCUGUAGAAGACAACUUGGCUACAGCUGGGCAAGAUGUAAACGAAUUCACUCUUUCUAUGGAAAAAGUGCUGGAAGAACCUAUCAAUCUUUCACUCAAAAAAUCUCAGCAUUGUGCUUCUCCUUCUGAACUGCUCAGCAAUACUACUUUCCUGCCACUGAAUGCCAGAAUGAGACAACUUAGGAAUCAAGAAGAUUCCAAUAACUGUGAAAAGGAACGUUUUGAAAUGGGUAUGAAAAGCAAUCAGAAUGUCAGAGCUGACACUAAGGAGCUGAAGAUCCCCUAUGUGCGACUUGAACGCCUGAAGAUGUGUGUGUCAGAAUCGGGGGAUCUCCCAGUGUUUAAGCUGCAGCCACAGGAGAGUGAGCAGGAGGGCGCUUUCCUCCUGGUAAUUGAAUGUGGGUCCCAGUCUUCAAGUAUGGCUAUAAAAAUAAAUAAAGACAGUCCAUCUGAAGGACCAAAAUCCAAAGAGGACUCAGAGGACAGAGAAGUUCCCCUUACCCAGGCUGCAGGACACAUACUAUCUCCUCCAGAAGAUACUCUGUCCGUUGAUCAGAAGCUUAGCAAUGGCAUCUCCCUCAUGAAGAAAUCUCAAGUUACUCAGGAAAUCAAUCCAAUUGAAAAUGAGGAUUUCUGCGCUGUGUGUCUUAAUGGAGGAGAACUGUUGUGCUGUGAUCACUGCCCCAAGGUGUUCCAUCUCUCAUGCCAUGUUCCAGCCCUGCUCAGCUUUCCAGUAGGAGAAUGGGUUUGUACACUUUGCCGUAAUGCAGUGAAGCCAGAGGUAGAAUAUGACUGUGAAAAUACACGUUACAGCCACAGUUAUAAAGCACAGUAUGGCCUUGAUGACUAUGACCAGAAGAAGUGUGAAAAGUUGCUGCUUUCCCUAUUCUGCAGUAGCCUAAGCCUCCCAUUCCAUGAGCCAGUCAGCCCCCUGGCUCGGCAUUAUUAUCAGAUCAUAAAAAGGCCAAUGGAUUUGUCAAUCAUACGAAGAAAGCUGCAAAAAAAGGACAAAUCACAUUAUUUGACUCCUGAGGAACUUGUGACUGACGUGCGUCUCAUGUUUUGGAAUUGUGCAAAGUUCAAUUAUCCAGAUUCGGAGGUUGCUGAGGCUGGACGAUGCUUAGAUGUAUUCUUUGCAGGCAAACUGAAGGAGAUUUAUCCAGAUAGACAUUUUCCUUUGAUGCAACAAGAUGACUCUGAUUCUGAAGAUGUAGAGAGUCAGAAUAACAAAAUGCCCUCCAAAGACUUCCAGUGGCCGUCGCAUGGGCAGGAGUGUAUUCAGCCUAAAAGGAGACGGCGCCACAGGGAAGUGAAAAAAAAUAAAAGAACGAUGUUUCAGCCAGCUAACAGUCUUCCUCAGGUGUGA
This is a messenger RNA of Rhea pennata, 3822 nucleotides long. It is a transcript of the gene TRIM66, whose product is annotated as tripartite motif containing 66. Gene Ontology annotation, molecular function: zinc ion binding; protein binding. Bases 1 to 3822 code for a protein of 1273 amino acids. The record is from RefSeq and is a predicted model, not a curated record. Lineage: Eukaryota; Metazoa; Chordata; Aves; Rheiformes; Rheidae. Gene Ontology annotation, cellular component: chromatin. The transcript is spliced from 20 exons.